Molecule: messenger RNA, 932 nt
Organism: Theobroma cacao (cacao)
Lineage: Eukaryota; Viridiplantae; Streptophyta; Magnoliopsida; Malvales; Malvaceae
Source: RefSeq, a predicted model, not a curated record
GAAAGGACCAAAAGGUUGAACAAAAGAAUAAAGAAAAGGAGAGGAAGUCGGUUGAGAGAGGAAGAAAGAAAUGAAGAGAAAAAGGGAGAGAAAAACCGUGGGAGAGGAAGAGAAAAGGAAUGAAAAUUCUGCUCUUUUUUUUGGCACAGUUUUGUUGCACUUUGAGGGAGGAAAAGAAAGCUUUUUGUUGCAAUUUUUGGAGGAAGAAAAAGCUGAAAUUUUUGAGCUGGAAAUUUUGGAGGUUUUGCUGCCAUUAAAGGGCAGCAAAGUGCUGCCAAUUUGUGGAGAAAAAUUGGAGCUAUUUGCUGCCAAUUUGUGCAGAAAAAUUGGAGCUAUUUGUGCAGAAAAAUUGGAGCUGUUUGUGCAGGAAAAAUUGGAGCUGUUUGCGCAGAAAAAUUGGAGCUGUUUGCUGCCAAUUUUUGCAAAAAAAUUGGACAGCAUUGUGCUGCCAAUUUGAGGGAGAAAAAGCAGCUUGGUGCUGCCAAAUUUUUGAGGAAAAGAGAGCUGAAAGUGCUGCCACCGGAGGAGGAAGAAAACGACCCAAGGAAGAGAGGAAGCCAUGGUGGUGAAGAGAGGAAGACAUGGUGGUGAAGGGAGUGACGGUGAAAGAGAGAAAAAAAAAGAAAAAGAAAAGAAAUAGAAAAUAAAAAUGGGCAUGACCCAAAUAGAAAAUAAAUGGGCAUGACCCAAUAGAAAAUAAGUGGGCAUGGCCCAAUAGAAAAUAAAAAAAUAAAUAGGUUUGGCCCAAAUAGGAAAAAUGGAGAAGCCCAUGGAGAAGGCCCAAUGGUAAGUUAAUUUUAUAUUUUAAGAUUUAUGGGUAGUUUAAUAUUGUGCAUAUUUUGGAUGAAAAAUAUGCAAGUUGCUUAAGGAAUUUUUAAUUAAGUUGCUACCCAUAUAAAUGUGUGAUUAAGUAUACUAAGUUUAAAUUGUUG